Molecule: messenger RNA, 1378 nt
Organism: Anopheles aquasalis
Lineage: Eukaryota; Metazoa; Arthropoda; Insecta; Diptera; Culicidae
Product: bcl-2-related ovarian killer protein
Biological process (GO): extrinsic apoptotic signaling pathway in absence of ligand; intrinsic apoptotic signaling pathway in response to DNA damage; release of cytochrome c from mitochondria
Cellular component (GO): mitochondrial outer membrane
Molecular function (GO): BH domain binding
Source: RefSeq, a predicted model, not a curated record
UCGAGAAAGAUCGUGCGAUCGAGAGAUGUCGGGCACAUCACGAGGUACCCCGUCGAGCACCGUGACCUCCUCACCGAUUGUCGCUGCCGCGGUGGCCGCAGCAGCCGCGGCCAUCUCCCCUCGCGGUAAUACGGCCAAACGCAGCCCCAGUGCUUCCAACCAUCAUCACCAUCAUCACCAGAUGCUGCAUCUCACAACGACCCAGGAUGUGAUUCAACAGGGAAAAUGUCUCUGCGGUGAGUACAUCCGUGCUCGGUUGAAGCGUUCCGGGCUGCUAAAUCGUAAAAUCCUGCAGCGGCUGCGCAACUCGAUCGUGCCGGAUGGAGCGAGCGCUGGAAUCGGUAGUGGUGGCAGUGGAAUGAUGUUGAUCGCUGGUGGCGGUGGUGCCGUCGUUCGGGAGGCAUUUCCCAUCCUACACGGUAUGGGGAUUGAGUUGGAGAGGAUGCAUCCCCGGUUGUACACGAACGUGAGCCGCCAGAUCUCGAACGAACCAUGGGGUGAGCUAACGGAACCGGAUACGGUCGGUUAUCUGCUUCAUAUCGUCGCAAAGGAUCUGUUCAAGACGGGUGUAACGUGGGGUAAAGUGAUCUCCCUCUUUGCCAUUGCCGGCGGACUGGCCGUUGAUUGUGUGCGGCAGGAUCAUACGGAUUAUCUGCAGCAACUGAUCGAGGGUACAACCGAUGUGAUCGAGGAGGAUCUGGCCAGCUGGCUAGUGGAGCGUGGCGGUUGGCUUGGCCUACAGGAUCACGUGUAUCCGCAACCGGCCGAGAUUACGCUGACCGGUUGGCUCACGAUCACGAUCAUUACGCUCGCCCUCCUCUAUCUGGUGUCCCUGUUUCUCAAGCUUAUCGGCAGCAACUAUCUCAACAGUGAACCGACUGUCGCUGCUGCUGCUGCUGCCACCGGAGCCGCCAGCACCCUCGGUUCCAGCUAGCACUACCAGCGAGGAUCACCAAGAGGGAGACGCAUGCAAUAGUUGAAAUUGGCGCGGGUAGGGGACGUUGUUUAGCUUAAACGUUAGUUUGUUAUUGUUUCUAUUUAACACGCGGCAUCGCAUGGGAGUUCGUUGAUUAAUGGGAGAGGGAGGCUCGGUAUGGAAUCGGCGUUUGUUUACUCUCGCGAUCAGCAACCAGUGGUGGCGGAGGGAGCAAAGAAGGAGGUGCAAGUGGCGACAAGUGGCAAAAUAAAUCACGAAACGUUGAUGGCCGCCCAUGCCUGGGAUGUUAUAUUUAUACCGGUUACAAAUAUGGGCCUAGAGAACAUUCCAUUCGAUCCGAUCCGAACGCACCGGAAAGUAAUGCUGGAUUGAGAGUAGUGUGUGUAAAUAGUUAAUGGGAUUUAUUUAUUCGUUAUCAAAAUACAAUAAUAACCAAAUGAA